Molecule: messenger RNA, 1445 nt
Organism: Neomonachus schauinslandi (Hawaiian monk seal)
Lineage: Eukaryota; Metazoa; Chordata; Mammalia; Carnivora; Phocidae
Gene: AWAT2
Product: acyl-CoA wax alcohol acyltransferase 2
Exons: 7
Coding region: 124-1128 (334 amino acids)
Biological process (GO): lipid metabolic process
Cellular component (GO): endoplasmic reticulum membrane
Molecular function (GO): retinol O-fatty-acyltransferase activity
Source: RefSeq, a predicted model, not a curated record
GGUGGAGACUAACUGGGGGCUGGAGAAGAAAGCAUGAAGAGAGGAAACCUCAAAGGCUCCUGAGCAAUAGGGGCUGGGAAGCCAAAGGAGCAGCACUUACCUGGAGACCCUGAGACCCUGAGCAUGAUGCUCUUGCCCUCCAAGAAGGACCUUAAGAUUGCCCUGGAGGUUUUUGCUGUUUUCCAGUGGGCCUUGAGUGUCUUUAUUAUCGUAAUCACCGUAGUCUUUGUCAACCUCUAUCUGGUGCUGUUCACGCCCUACUGGCCUGUCACUGUGCUCAUCCUCACCUGGCUGGCUUUCGACUGGAAGACCCCCCAGCGAGGUGGCCGCCGGAUAGCCUGUGUGAGGAGAUGGUGCAUAUGGAAACAGUACUGUGAUUACUUUCCUCUCAAGCUUCUGAAGACUCAUGAUAUCUCCCCCAAUCACAACUACAUCCUUGUGUGCCACCCUCAUGGGCUUUUUUCCCACUCCUUCUUUGGCCACUUUGCCACAGACUCCUCAGGCUUCUGCAAGAUCUUUCCCGGUAUCACUCCUUAUGUUCUCACACUGGGAGUCUUCUUCUGGGUGCCGCUUCUCAGAGAUUAUAUCAUGUCUUCAGGGGUCUGCUCUGUGAGUCAAGCCUCCAUGGACUUUCUGCUCACACAUAAAGGCACUGGCAACAUGCUGAUUGUGGUGGUUGGUGGCCUGGCUGAGUGCAAAUACAGCCUGCCAGGCUCUACCACCCUGGUCUUGAAGAAUCGGACUGGCUUUGUACGCGUGGCCCUUCAUCAUGGAGUUCCUCUAAUCCCUGCCUAUGCCUUUGGGGAGACAGACCUCUACAAUCAGUACAUUUUCACUCCUGGGGGCUUGGUGAAUCGCUUCCAGAAGUGGAUGCAGCGUAUGGUACACAUCUAUCCUUGUGCUUUCUAUGGGCGUGGCUUCACGGAGAACUCAUGGGGCCUACUGCCCUAUGCCCGGCCCGUAACCACGGUUGUCGGGAAGCCGCUACCACUGCCCAAGAUUGAGAACCCGAGCCAGGAGACGGUGGCUAAGUACCACACACUCUAUAUCGACGCCCUACGCAAACUCUAUGACCAGCAUAAGACCAAAUAUGGCAUCUCAGAGACCCAGGAACUGGUGCUCACUUGACAGACAUCACCAGCAGCUUCUCGGCCUGGCUGGAAGGUGUAGAACCUGUGAAACAGGAGGACCAGUGUCACAUGUGGGCCUCCUGCUCCUGAUUUGGCGAGUCCUCAAUAUGAGGAGGCUGUCCUCUAGGCCCCUCUUCUUCCUUCAUCUCUCGCUGCCUUCCAGCUCUUCUCUGCCUUUACCUUGGGGCUACAAGGGAAACAGCCCCAAAAGGCAGGGAAAGCCCUAGGCGAGAGGUAUCUUGAAGUCUCCCUCACGCACAGCCACUCAGCAUCAGUACUGAGGAAAUAAACAAAAUAAUAUAGCUCCUCUUCUGA